Molecule: messenger RNA, 573 nt
Organism: Saccharomycopsis crataegensis
Lineage: Eukaryota; Fungi; Ascomycota; Saccharomycetes; Ascoideales; Saccharomycopsidaceae
Exons: 1
Coding region: 1-573 (190 amino acids)
Source: RefSeq, a predicted model, not a curated record
AUGGGAUUGUUUGAUUACUUCUUCUCAUCCUCCUCCAAAAAACCACAAGCAUCCUCAACCUCUGACCCUUCUGGUUUCGCCAAAUCCACCGCUGAGGUACCAAAGUACGACAACAAUGGUUCUCUCGUGUUUCAAAACAACAAGAUCCUUGCCAUGAACGACGAUAAGGAGGAUGGCUUCAUCCAAGUCGAUUUCCGCAAAUUGUCCUACGCUGAAGUGGCUGCUUUGAAAUCAUCUUCAUUAGGACCAACCAGCGAGGGCCCUGGGUCCAAAGCAAGUGGCGGCUCAUCGGAUAAGUCAUCCAUGGCGGUUGAUAUCGACAAAGACUUGGGUACUGAUAUCACGGACUAUCAAUUAGCAGAAAUGUUACAGAAACAAAUGAACAACGACGUCAUUGAAGACCAAAUCUUGGCUCAUCAAGCUUUUUUGAACCAAGGAAACUCCAUUGAUAAUUUGAAUGAUUUUGCCGAUGCGUUUGACGGUAAGUUAGAAAAUGCUAAGACCAACAAGUCCAAGAAUAAGACCAAGGUUAGAAGAAAGAGUCAUGGCAACCAAGUCAAACAUGCCGUGUGA